This is a messenger RNA of Entrophospora sp. SA101, 197 nucleotides long. NCBI's taxonomy places the organism in Eukaryota, Fungi, Glomeromycota, Glomeromycetes, Entrophosporales, Entrophosporaceae. The record is from the annotation of a GenBank genome assembly.
UUAGAUUUUAUAGACAACAAUCCUGAUGAUAAACAUUUCGCAUAUGAAACAAUAUUGCAAGGCAACAUUUCACCAUUUGUUGACUGGUUUUUAAAUUAUCACAAAUCCAAAUUCUUUGGAGAAUUUAGAGAUUAUAACAAGCUUGCAUUUCAGACUGCAAUAGAAUUUCUACUUCCAACCAAUCACACUGAUCUGAA